Molecule: messenger RNA, 582 nt
Organism: Strongylus vulgaris
Lineage: Eukaryota; Metazoa; Nematoda; Chromadorea; Rhabditida; Strongylidae
Source: the annotation of a GenBank genome assembly
AUGAAAUCUGACGCAUUCAGACAUGGGCAAGGAGAUGACCUGCCAACAAAUGCAAUUCCCCGUAUCUAUAAGGACGCGAAAGGCAUCAUCAAUGCUGGCAUCUCUUCGUUGGAAAAUGCCGUUGGGGCUGACCACUCGUCCAUCCAGAACCAUUUUCAUGCACUCACAAAAGGACAAGGAGACGACACGCUAAUAUAUGCAUUUCCGCCCAUCUACAGGGAUGUGGACGGUAUCAUCGAUUCGGGCUUCUCGUUUGAAAACGCCGAUGGAGCUGGCCAUUCGUUCAUUCAAAACCAUGCUUUGGAAAAAAAACUCACUUGGGAAAAUAUUCUCUCGCAAGUGAUUGGAUCUGCAACUGCUGCAGGUAUAGGCCCUAGUGCACACGCGAAUCUCGAUUCAGAUGCAGAAACUGCAAAUAAUGGUGUUGAAGUAAAUCGACUUUUUCCUGAUGUCAAGAUUGAUGGCGUCAACCUUACCUCACUUUCUGAAGAGGCUUUGAAGGACUUGUCCACUCAGUACUUCUUGGAAACGUUUAUCAAUUGCUUGCAGAACUUGGAUUUCAACUUUCUCCUAAACAAAUAA